GAAUCAGCUUCUCACCAACCACAUCUAAACGCCAUGAGCUCCCUAAGUACUAGCUUAGGCGGUGUCGCGAACCGCAUGGACUGGCUCUAUGUCUACAUCGCUGGCACUGCUUUCCUUGUCUGCGGCUUGGUCGCCGUCGUUCUCUUAGUAUCCUCUCAAAAGCAGAAGGCCGAAUUUAACAAAAGUGGUGGCCUCUUGACCUAUCUGAAUUUCAUCUAUGCCACAUUCCUCAAGCCCCAUGACAAAACUGGGAAUGGUCAACAGGACGCCUUGGAGAGCUUCUACAAGACACAGGCUGGCGCGUACGAUGCCACGCGCAAGCGCCUUCUACGUGGCCGAGAGGACAUGCUUGGUCUGACUGCGGCCCAGCUGAAGUUUAAGGCGGAGAACAAGGAACUUAAAGCUGGAAAGGCAGUUUGGGUUGAUAUUGGCGGUGGGACUGGAUACAACAUCGAAGCUAUGUCAGCUUUCUUGCCCGUAAACGAGUUCUUUUCCCAUGUCUACCUGGUCGACCUUUCCCCUUCUCUUUGUCAGGUAGCUCGUGAACGAUUUGCGCGAUUGGGGUGGAAGAACGUCAGCGUCGUCUGUCAAGAUGCACGGUCUUUCCGCUUGCCGGACGCAGACAGCGUUGACCCACGGACGAAGACCACCCCGGGCGCAGAUCUCAUUACUAUGAGCUAUAGUCUGUCUAUGAUUCCCGAUUACUAUAGUGUCGUUGACUCCCUCCCGGCGCUGUUGAAGCCGUCUGGAAUACUGGGAGUUUGUGAUUUCUAUGUUCAAAGCAUCGUGGAUGUCUCGUCCCGCAACUAUACCGGGGGCGCCUUCAACCGUCAUGUCAACUGGCUUGGCCGGGUGUUCUGGCGUGCUUGGUUUGAUGUGGAUCGUGUGAGCCUCGAGGCUGCCCGCAGGGAUUACUUGGAAUAUCGAUUCGGAACGGUAGUCUCCGCCAGUGAAAGAAACUACCUCCUCGGAGGAAUCCCGUACUACAUCUUCGUUGGAUGCCAGAAGGAUAUCACCUCGAGCCAAUCCGGCAGGGAGGCCAUUGAAAAGCUGGAUGCAUCCUUCACCGAAUCGCCGUACCUUUCUCCCGCCAACCAUCGUCAGGAGAUGGAUAAAGCGAUUGAAUUGAGUGCACAAGAGGUACGCUCCAAAGCGUACGAGUCUGCCGUCAUCAAUCUGGGCUCGAACCUCCCCCUUCCAUCAUCUUUCUACCAAAACCACCACUACCGGAUAUUCUACAACGACCUGCUUCCCAAGCACACACAGUUCAAGAACGAAUAUAUCUACGCUUUUAACUGGGAGGACCCUCGUGUAGAUCACCGUCUGCUUGACAUUAAACGAGACGACGUGAUCCUGGCGAUCACAAGCGCAGGGGACAACAUCUUGGACUAUCUUCAGAAGAGCCCACGACGCGUGCAUGCCGUUGACUUGAACCCCAACCAGAAUCAUCUCCUUGAACUCAAGGUUGCAAGCUUCACUGCCCUUGGUCACCGUGAUGUCUGGAAGAUCUUCGGCGAAGGAAAGCACCCUGAAUUCCGCCAACUUCUCAUCUCGCGCCUGAGCCCACACCUCUCAAGCCAAGCAUUCCAGUACUGGCUUGAGCAUGCUCAUAUCUUCACAUCUUCUUACGGCCGAGGUCUCUAUGAGACUGGAGCUCACGCCACGCAAUUAAGAUGGUCCACUCUCGCCGAGCAGCGUGAAAUCUGGCCGCGUAUCCGCUCGGUCUUGAUGAGCAAGCCUCUUCACUGGGCUGUCGUCGGAACCGAAUGGUUUGCGUGGAAGGCCGCAGGCGUGCCUCGGAAUCAGCGAAACAUGAUCAUUGACGAUUUCUUCAAGCGAAACGGCCUCAACCAGGACAUGAAGCAGGCCAAGGAUAUCAGCGGCCAAUCAAUUUGGGAAUAUGUGGUGGAUACGCUUGACCCCGUUGUCAAGGACACUUUGAUCAGCAACGAUAAUUACUUCUAUUUCCUGUGUCUGCAGGGGCAAUUCUCCAGAAGAUGCCACCCCACCUACUUGUCUCCCAAAGCGCACGUGAAGCUGUCCUCCCCCGGGGCCUUUGACGGUCUUCGCAUCCACACCGAUGAGAUCAACGAAGUGAUCAAACGGAUAACACCGGGCAGCCUAACCAUUGCCGUGGUCAUGGACUCGAUGGAUUGGUUCGACCCCGAAGGUAACGACGCCUCGGUGCAGGCACAGAAGCUGAACCACGCUUUGAAAAUGGGCGGUCGUAUAUUGCUCCGUUCGGCGAGUAUCGACCCCUGGUACGUGCGACACUUCGAGGAGAACGGCUUUUCUGCGCGACGUGUCGGCGCCCGAUUCCCGGGAACAUGUAUUGACCGGGUGAACAUGUAUGCCUCGACGUGGAUCUGCACCAAGACCAAGGAACUGGAAACGGUGCGACCAACGGCCGAGCGAUCGAUCUCUCUACUGUCGCUGAAUGAGAAGCGAUCGAGUGUGGAGCAUCUUGACCUAUGA
Aspergillus bombycis is the source of this 2475-nucleotide messenger RNA. Its product is annotated as class I SAM-dependent methyltransferase. The record is from RefSeq and is a predicted model, not a curated record. NCBI's taxonomy places the organism in Eukaryota, Fungi, Ascomycota, Eurotiomycetes, Eurotiales, Aspergillaceae. The annotation marks the transcript as partial. The transcript has 9 exons.